AUGAAGAUAUCGUGUUAUUUAUUGGCAUACUUGGUUACUCAGGUAGCAGGUCAUGGAGAUCAUAAUCAAAAUAAUAAAAAGCCUGAUGGGUUGAGCUGGCAAAACUGGCAUAUGAUUGAAGAACAUCAAAUGGAUCAGUACGAUGCCGAGGCGUUCUUCAAGAUUCAUGAUUUGAAAAAUAAGGGGACUUGGUCUAGGGAUGAUAUAUUGAACUUGUAUGGAUUGUUGAGAGAGUCAGUUGUAGGUGACGGAUCAGGUAUGGGUGAACAUUCACACCAACAAGAGUCAAUAACACAAGAGGCCAAAGAUCAUGUGGUAAAUUCUAUCCUUGAAUUGAUCGAUACUAACGGAGACAAACAGAUUUCGUUGGAUGAAUGGAGACAGUUUUCAAAGAAGGGAGAGUUGCCGGAUUUUGGAUAUGGCCAGGGCCAUCAUUUGGAUUUUGAAACAGAAUACGAAGAGCAUCAUUGGAACAAGUACCAUGCCAAUCAAGAUCCCGAAGUGUUAAUCAAACAUAAAGAAGACAUAGAGCACGAAUUGUUGCAUCACGAACACGAGAUCGAGGAAUCCCAUAAUGCUGCCCCCGAUAUCAGAAAGUUCACUGACAACUACUUAUCGGACAUCAGAAUUCAAAACGUGCCUUCAAAGUAUAAAAAUCAAUAG
This is a messenger RNA of Debaryomyces fabryi, 663 nucleotides long. RefSeq lists its product as uncharacterized. The coding region runs from base 1 to 663 and encodes 220 amino acids. The record is from RefSeq and is a predicted model, not a curated record. Gene Ontology annotation, cellular component: endoplasmic reticulum-Golgi intermediate compartment; extracellular exosome. Gene Ontology annotation, molecular function: calcium ion binding. Lineage: Eukaryota; Fungi; Ascomycota; Pichiomycetes; Serinales; Debaryomycetaceae. The transcript has a single exon.